This is a messenger RNA of Trichomonas vaginalis G3, 591 nucleotides long. RefSeq names its product DNA/RNA polymerases family. The transcript has a single exon. The record is from RefSeq and is a predicted model, not a curated record. NCBI's taxonomy places the organism in Eukaryota, Parabasalia, Trichomonadida, Trichomonadidae. The coding region runs from base 1 to 591 and encodes 196 amino acids.
AUGAGGUUUGUCCAAUAUAUUCCGACUGGAAUUCCAAACGAAGAUGGUGAGUUCCCGGGAAGGAACUAUACAGUUGGAAAAGUCAUACAACAACUGUAUGAUAUUAGGAAAGCUUCAAACCCCAAACUUGCAAUGACACUCAAAUUGCUUAUGAAUUUGACAUGGGGAUAUUCCAUUAAGAAACCUCAAGAGAUGAAGAGUAAACAUUAUGAGAAGGUCGACAACUUUGUUGAAAGGUUUUCUCCUUUUGUUUUGAAGUACGAAUUCACUCAAGGUCAAAAUGGCUUAGUAACCACAUUAAAACCUAUUGUCGAACAUUGGUCUUACCCUCAGUUCGCAAAAGCAGUCCUUGACAACUACAACAAAUUCUUCUCCGAAGUCAAAUCGAAAGUCAAGGUUUACUAUGAGAACAUUGACGCACUCAUGACGAACGAAGAAGGGUACAACAAACUCAUUGAAAUGGGCAUGGUCGGUGAGAAGAUGGGUCAAUUCAAAUUGGACAAAAUUUUCACCGAAGUUCAUGUCCUCUCCAAGCGUAAGUAUUGGGGCAUACUUGAAGACGGCACAGAAAUAAAACAUUGCAUGAAAUAA